CCAGCAUGGCGCCCGCCGUGUCCGCCCCGAGGCUCCUGGCCCUUGUCCUCCUGCCCUCGGCUCUCGGCCUCAACCCUGAGGACCCCAACGUGUGCAGCCAUUGGGAGAGCUAUGCCGUGACGGUCCAGGAGUCCUACGUCCAUCCCUUUGACCAAAUCUAUUACACGCGCUGCACGGACAUCCUCAACUGGUUCAAAUGCACUCGGCACCGGAAGAGCUACAAGACUGCCUACCGCCGCGGCCUCCGUACCAUGUACCGCAGACGCUCCCAGUGCUGCCCCGGCUACUACGAGAGGGACGACUUCUGCAUCCGCUGUGGGUCCCUGUGGACGAGGCUGUGGGUCCCCCUGACCAAGGCUGGUGGUCCCCAUCCUGUAGCGUGUUCAGGGGGCCGCUUCGGCCAGGACUGCGCCCAGCUCUGCACCUGCGCCAACAAUGCCACCUGCAGCCCCCAGGAUGGCGCUUGCCUCUGCGCCCCUGGCUGGACCGGCGAGGACUGCUCACAGGGCUGCCCGGCCGCCUUCUACGGGCAGGACUGCGGCCGCGUGUGCCAGUGUCAGAACGGGGCCCGCUGCGACCACGUGAGCGGCCGCUGCACCUGCCGCACCGGCUUCACCGGGAGACACUGCGAGCAGAGGUGUGCCGCGGGCACCUUCGGCUCAGGGUGCCAGGAGCUGUGCGAGUGUCUCAACAACGCCACCUGCGACCACGUCACGGGCACCUGUUACUGCAGCUCAGGGUUCAAGGGCAUCAGGUGCGACCAAGCCGCGCUGCGGAUGGAGGAGCUGAACCCCUACACCAGGAUCGGGCCCGCGCGGGCCGGGGAGCCGCACUCGGCCGGCGUGGCCACGGGCGCGGUGCUGCUGCUGCUGGCCCUGGCGCUGGGCGGCCUGGCGGGCUGGCGGCGGCGGCGGCGGGCGCGCAAGGACCAGGGCGCCGGCCUGGGCCCCCGGGUGGCCUACAUGCCCGCCACCAGGGUCGCCUGCACCGACUGCUCGCUCUCCGACAUGUCCCAGGGAGGUGGCCGUGCCCAGUGUGUGUCCACCUCUGGCUACCGGGCGCUGGUCAGUGGGAGGCCGGCGGGCAGCCAGGCUGGCACUCUGGACAGAAGCAGCCCCACCAAGCUGAGUGACAAGUCCUUGGACAGAGAAUGGACACCCUACAGCUUUGUAAACGUACUAGACUCCCAUUUCCAGAUCGGUGCCCUGGAGGCCAGGUACCCGCCCGAGGAGUUCUACAUUGAACUUAGACACCUCAGCCACCCCACGGGGGCACACUCGCCAGGUCCUAGCGGGCUGGACAGGUGUCAGAACACCUACGUCAUGGACAAAGGCUUCAAAGAUUAUAUGAAGGGGUCGGUGUGCAGCUCCAGCUCUUGCUCCUUGAACAGCAGCGAGAACCCGUAUGCCACCAUCAGGGACCCCCCCGUGCUCGGCUGCAAGUUUCCCGAGAGUGGCUAUGUGGGGGUGCGGGCACCCGGGCACGGCGGGUCCCCCUGCUCGCAGGCACCGGCCUUCUCCUCGUCCUCAUCCUCGCCUAGUGAAGGCACCCAUGAACUUGCGCCCACAGUCAGUGGGGCCCAGGAAGGCCGUGACCCUAUGUCCAGCUUUGCCCAGGACCCAUAUGACCUCCCUAGAAGCAGCCACAUCCCAGGCCACUAUGACCUGCUCCCCGUCGGGCCGAGCCCUGCCAGUGGGUCCCCCCAGGCCAGGCUGUCUUAGUGGGAAUGGAAGCCUCCUUCCCGCGUGUCCGCCGGCUCUCGGAAAGAAGACGACCCCUCCCUGGACUCAAGCCCACGGCGUUCUGACCAUCACCUGGAAUGCAAGAGGCCCUUCCACGUGGGACUCGUGGCCUGGCUCAGAGGAUGUUCCCAGAGGCAGAUCCCGUCACAGGCCCCCAGCUCCAAGGCCCUGGACACUUUCUAUAGUUAAAAUACAGCUAGCUAGUCACCAGCA
This is a messenger RNA of Erinaceus europaeus (western European hedgehog), 1955 nucleotides long. RefSeq names its product multiple EGF like domains 11 (gene MEGF11). The transcript is spliced from 13 exons. The record is from RefSeq and is a predicted model, not a curated record. NCBI's taxonomy places the organism in Eukaryota, Metazoa, Chordata, Mammalia, Eulipotyphla, Erinaceidae. Gene Ontology annotation, molecular function: protein binding. The coding region runs from base 6 to 1721 and encodes 571 amino acids. Gene Ontology annotation, cellular component: membrane.